UCGACUUGGCGAACGACGACGGCUUCCGGAGCAUGCAGCCCCGCGUCCGCGACCUCUACAAGCGCUUCCUCGUCGUCGGGAAGGACUACCCCCUAGGCCUCGAGUACGUCCGGCCCAAGGUCAAGGAAGCCUUCUUCAAGAAGGCGGCGCUCGCCGACGAGGCCGAGAUCAAGAAGGCUGUGAGCCGCGGCCGGUGGAUGGUCAAGGAGAUGAUCGGGGUCAUCCAGCUCAAGAAGUAUCGCGCGAUGAACCAGCGAUAUACACCGGCCGAGAUGCACACGCUGCUGCGUGCGCUGCACGAAGAGGCGCAGCGAACGACCGAGAAUCCCGUCGACGAGGACGACGAGGACGACGUCUGAAGAUGCAUGGUGCAGUAUAUAUUACGAUAUCGUGAUACGAACAUGCGCUCUAGACCCAAGAUUCCUCAUAAAUAAGCGGUGUCGUGUCGGCU
Messenger RNA from Saprolegnia parasitica CBS 223.65, 451 nucleotides. RefSeq lists its product as hypothetical. The record is from RefSeq and is a predicted model, not a curated record. Gene Ontology annotation, biological process: respiratory electron transport chain. Gene Ontology annotation, cellular component: mitochondrion. Bases 33 to 359 code for a protein of 108 amino acids. Lineage: Eukaryota; Oomycota; Saprolegniomycetes; Saprolegniales; Saprolegniaceae. The transcript has a single exon.